AUGGUGACUACUACUACUACUACUACUACUACUACUACUACUACUACUACUACUACUACUACUACUACUACUACUACUACUACUACUACUACUACUACUACUACUACUACUACUACUACUACUACUACUACUACUACUACUACUACUACUACUACUACUACUACUACUACUACUACUACUACUACUACUACUACUACUACUACUACUACUACUACUACUACUACUACUACUACUACUACUACUACUACUACUACUACUACUACUACUACUACUACUACUACUACUACUACUACUACUACUACUACUACUACUACUACUACUACUACUACUACUACUACUACUACUACUACUACUACUACUACUACUACUACUACUACUACUACUACUACUACUACUACUACUACUACUACUACUACUACUACUACUACUACUACUACUACUACUACUACUACUACUACUACUACUACUACUACUACUACUACUACUACUACUACUACUACUACUACUACUACUACUACUACUACUACUACUACUACUACUACUACUACUACUACUACUACUACUACUACUACUACUACUACUACUACUACUACUACUACUACUACUACUACUACUACUACUACUACUACUACUACUACUACUACUACUACUACUACUACUACUACUACUACUACUACUACUACUACUACUACUACUACUACUACUACUACUACUACUACUACUACUACUACUACUACUACUACUACUACUACUACUACUACUACUACUACUACUACUACUACUACUACUACUACUACUACUACUACUACUACUACUACUACUACUACUACUACUACUACUACUACUACUACUACUACUACUACUACUACUACUACUACUACUACUACUACUACUACUACUACUACUACUACUACUACUACUACUACUACUACUACUACUACUACUACUACUACUACUACUACUACUACUACUACUACUACUACUACUACUACUACUACUACUACUACGGUCACAUCCUUAACUCGAACCAUCUGA
Schistosoma mattheei is the source of this 1035-nucleotide messenger RNA. The record is from the annotation of a GenBank genome assembly. NCBI's taxonomy places the organism in Eukaryota, Metazoa, Platyhelminthes, Trematoda, Strigeidida, Schistosomatidae.